Molecule: messenger RNA, 1984 nt
Organism: Zophobas morio
Lineage: Eukaryota; Metazoa; Arthropoda; Insecta; Coleoptera; Tenebrionidae
Product: ESF1 homolog
Exons: 1
Coding region: 80-1945 (621 amino acids)
Biological process (GO): rRNA processing
Cellular component (GO): nucleus
Molecular function (GO): RNA binding
Source: RefSeq, a predicted model, not a curated record
AGUCGCCGUCUGUCAACAACACGUGUGCGUUUUGUGAGGUUAAACUUCGACGAUAAUUUUGGAAAACACGGCCCCCACGAUGGAGGACCAGCGCUUCGCCCACGUGAAAACCGACCCCAAGUUCCGCCGCAUCCCCAAAGGCGCCCGCAAAGUGAAAAUCGACAGUCGCUUCAAGUCCAUGUUUAAAGACAAACAGUUCAAAGUUAAAUACACGGUGGAUAAGCGCGGCAGGCCCGUGAAUCACACCUCCACUGAAGACUUGAAGCGCUACUACGACCUGUCUGAUAGCUCGUCGGACGAAGAAACCGACGAUAAAAGCGAGCUCAGCGUGAAAGAUAAAACCGACAAAGUGGUUUCAGACGAAAUUAAAAAAAAACUGCGUAAUUUGAGCGUGGAUUAUGCCCGAGGUGAGUCGAGUUUGUUGACGGAGAGUUCGUCCGACGACGACGACGACGAGGACGACGAAGUCGCAGAGGGUGACGAUAUCGAGCACAAUUGGGGCGAAUUGGACAACGAUGCAGAGAAAACCGAAGACGCGACGUUCAGAUUGGCGGCUUGUAACAUGGAUUGGGAUAGAAUCCGCGCUAUGGACUUGAUGGUGUUGUUUAACUCGUUUCUGCCGCCAGGUGGCGCUGUAAAAUCUGUAACCAUUUACCCGUCGGAAUUUGGCAAAAAGCGGAUGGUGGAGGAGGAUGUCAAAGGACCGAUUGAGUUGGUUGAGAAUAAAUUAAACGAAGAGGACGGUGAGGAAGGGGCGAAGUACCACAUGGAGAAACUGCGGCAGUACCAACUCAACCGACUCAAGUAUUAUUACGCUGUAAUUGUCUUUGAUAGCGCUACCACGGCUAAUAAAGUUUACUCAGAGUGCGACGGAAUGGAAUACGAAUCUAGUGCGACGAAACUCGACCUCAGGUUUAUCCCCGACGAUAUGUGUUUUGAUGACGAAGCGAAAGAACAGUGUGACAAACUCCCGGAACUUAAUAAGUACCAACCGCGAUUUUUCACGACGACGGCGCUCCAACAAGCCAAAGUUGAUUUGACUUGGGAUGAAACCGACCCGAGUAGGAUUGAGCUGACGCAGAAGAUCAGCUCAGGCAAGAUUGAAGAUAUUUCAGAGAACGAUCUUCAUAAUUACGUGGCUGUGAGUGAAGAUGAAGAAAGCGGUAGCUCAGAGGAGUGCGACGACGACGACGACAACCCGAUCGAGAAAUACAAACAACUACUACAAGACAUUGAAAAUAAAGAAGACGAAAAGAAGAACAGAGAGGUCGAAAUGGAAGUGAGUUGGGGGAUUGAUUUGAAGAGUAAGACGGAGAAAUUGGUGCGGAAGAAGAUUGAUGAAGACACGGCGAAGACACCGUUCGAGAAAUACUUAGACAAGAGGAAAGAGAAGAGGAAGGAGAAGAAGAAACAAAGGAAAGGGGGUGAAGAUUCAGACGAUAUUCCGUCCGACGUGGAUAUGAAUGACCCGUUCUUCGCUGAAGAAUUCAACAAUCCGGAAUUCAAACAGAAGAAGAAAAAGAAGGAGGAGAGAGUUGAGUCUGACGAAACUAAUCCGGAGUUGGAGUUGCUACUUUUGAACGAAGACGAGGAUAAGUCACACUUUAGUUUGAAGAAGAUACAGAAGCAGGAAGAGGUUUCUUUGAAGAAGAAACGGAAGAAGAAGGAUGUGGAGGGUGACAAAGCGGACGAUUUUCAGAUUAAUGUCGACGAUGAUCGAUUUUCGGCUCUGUAUACCAGUCAUUUGUAUAAUAUUGACCCGACGAGUCCUCACUACAAGAAAACUAAAGGGAUAGAGACUUUGAUAAAUGAGAAAAUUAAAAGACGGAAAGACGAGGACUCAAAUAAUGAACCCGUAGUUUCUAAGAAAAAGGACGCGGAGCUGAGUGUUUUGGUAAAAUCGGUGAAGAGGAAAGCGCAAGCUUUGAAAAACAAGAAGCGAUGAAAUUUUGUAUCUCAGCGUAAUUAAAGUCUUGUUUAUAAA